GCAGACGCCUAAAGAUGAAGAUCAGAGGGGUCCAAAUCUGGGGAUUUUUAAUGACCGUGUUAGGCUGGAUCUUUGUGGCCUGCACUAUGGCUAUGGAGGGCUGGAAGAUAGCCUCAGUUGGUGGUAUGGGUGGUUCGGCCAUCAUCAAAGUGGCAUGGCACUGGUCCAGCUUAUGGAGAAAAUGCUUCACCGAUUCAACUGCAGUCAGUAAUUGCCAUGAUUUCCCUGUGCUCUGGUCUGUGGAAGGGCACGUUCAAAUAGUGCGAGGCCUACUGAUGGGAGCUCUUUCUCUGGGUAUGCUGGGGUUCGUACUCAGCCUGUUGGGUAUGGAAUGCACCCAUAUUGGGGGUAAAGACCCUUCAAAGUACAAGAAGAUCUUUACGGGUGGAUUGUGCCACAUCAUCAGUGGUGCAUUGUCCACAUGUGGGUAUGCCGUGUAUUCAGAUUACGUCAUAAUCAAAAACUUCGAUUCUAGCCUGACUGGACUCGAGUACGGCCUUGGCACUCCGUUGUUCCUUGGCUGGGUGGGCUCGGCCUUUCACAUGACUGGUGGUUUUUUCUAUCUGUGGUCCGUAUGCACGCUGCUCUGUGGAAGAAGACAAAGGGUAAUUAAGGUAAAACCACAGCCAGACCUGGAGAAAAACAAGCCCACCACAGCCUCUUCUGAAGUAUCAGAGGUCACCUCCAAAACCAAACUGUCGUCCAUCUCUGAGCUGCCGUCCCGGUCUGACCGUUCGGAUGUAUCCUCCUUGUCUUCCAAAUCGGCACACACGUCCAAAUCUGGGCGUACAGCCGGGUCGGGCCGGUCGUCCUUGACAGGACGGACCCCGGGAUCAAAUGGAACCUCUAAAUAUGGUUUGGGAUCCAGAUCAGGGUCCGAGUACCAAUCACGCCUGUCCUUAGAGUCCAGCCUGUUUACUUUGUCAGAAUCAAGGAGCAGCAGUCUGAGCAGUCGGAGCAGCCGCACAGUGUCCUCGCUGUCUGGCAGUUUGAGAAACGGAGUUACACCUUUUGUCAAAAACUCCUACAUUUGAACUGAUAAAUUAAAAUGUCGAAU
Xiphophorus couchianus (Monterrey platyfish) is the source of this 1057-nucleotide messenger RNA. It is a transcript of the gene cldn10e, whose product is annotated as claudin 10e. Gene Ontology annotation, cellular component: bicellular tight junction; membrane. The record is from RefSeq and is a predicted model, not a curated record. Gene Ontology annotation, molecular function: structural molecule activity. NCBI's taxonomy places the organism in Eukaryota, Metazoa, Chordata, Actinopteri, Cyprinodontiformes, Poeciliidae. The coding region runs from base 15 to 1034 and encodes 339 amino acids. The transcript is spliced from 5 exons.